Phodopus roborovskii (desert hamster) is the source of this 600-nucleotide messenger RNA. It is a transcript of the gene Mrpl42, whose product is annotated as mitochondrial ribosomal protein L42. The transcript is spliced from 5 exons. Gene Ontology annotation, cellular component: mitochondrial large ribosomal subunit. The record is from RefSeq and is a predicted model, not a curated record. NCBI's taxonomy places the organism in Eukaryota, Metazoa, Chordata, Mammalia, Rodentia, Cricetidae. Bases 37 to 471 code for a protein of 144 amino acids.
GGUUUCUCCUCACAGUAUCUUUUUUCAAAACACCCGAUGAGGACCAUGGCAAUGGCAGUAAGAUGGGUGAUAUCGAACAGAACUAUCUGGAAACAAUUAUUUCCAAUCCAAAGUGGAGCUUUAUCUAGUGUUUGUCGUAAAUCUACGUAUUCUUCUCUCCCAGAUGACUACAACUGCAAGGUAGAGCUCGCAUUGACAUCUGACGGCAGGACAAUAGUGUGCUACCACCCUUCUGUGGACAUCCCCUACGAACACACCAAACCUAUCCCUCAACCAGAUAUUUUGCAUAAUAAUGAAGAAACACAUGAACAAGUGCUGAAAACCAAAUUAGGAAUAAAAAGCGACCAACUUGAGCAAGGACCUAUGAUAGAACAGCUCAGCAGGGUGUUCUUCACUACAAAGCACCGCUGGUACCCGCACGGACAGUAUCACAGACGUCGUAAGAAGCUGAAUCCUCCCAAAGACAGGUGACUGUCCUUGAUUUGUGAAGCAUCAAGGAGAGUUUGUGUCUUAUUUGUCAGCUGAGAAAAUGCAAAUGGUGUACUCGUUAAGAUGUCAUAUAGGAAAAUAAUAAAAAUACCCUUUCAUAUGUUUAAAUGU